This is a messenger RNA of Xenopus laevis (African clawed frog), 1368 nucleotides long. RefSeq names its product fetuin B L homeolog (gene fetub.L). Bases 19 to 1308 code for a protein of 429 amino acids. The transcript is spliced from 7 exons. Lineage: Eukaryota; Metazoa; Chordata; Amphibia; Anura; Pipidae. Gene Ontology annotation, molecular function: cysteine-type endopeptidase inhibitor activity; endopeptidase inhibitor activity. Gene Ontology annotation, cellular component: extracellular region. The record is from RefSeq and is a predicted model, not a curated record.
GACUGUUAACAAAUCCCAAUGAAGAUGAUAUUUCCAGUGUUGCUGUUAGUGUGCACUCAGGUGCUCGGGGCUAGAGCAUUGGUCGCUUAUAGUAUCCGCCAACCUGAAUCGAGUGCUGUAGCCUGCAAUGACUCUGUAGUAGAGGCUGCUGCAGAUCUGUCCCUGAGGCAACUAAAUGGUAUCCGGAGAAAAGGCUUUGUAUUCGCACUCCAUCGCAUCACCGAUGCAAAGGAAGAGUUUAAUAUAGAGAAUGGUACCGUAUAUCAGCUGACUCUGGAUGUGGUAGAGACAGAAUGCCAUGUCUUGAGCAGGCAAUUGUGGAAAGACUGCGAACCCAAAAAAUUAAACGAAGCUGUAUCUGGUCAGUGCAAAACGGAAUUUCACAUUCACAAGCCAAGGAGAAUUGCCCACCUACACACCUAUAACUGCACACUGCGACAAGGGCCUCAAAGGCGUGGGUGCCCGGGAUGCCCAAUGCCCACACCAUUAGAUGAUUUCAGAUUUCUGGAAGUUGCAAAACUGAGCCUUAAAAAGUAUAACAGUGAGAACAAUUUCAACAGCUACUUUAGUCUUGCAAAUAUAACAAGAGGUAGAAUACAGGUGGUUGCGGGCCAGGCCUACCAUGUGGAAUUUACAGUUCGUGAAUCUUCUUGCAACAAAACCAAGUCACCUAAAGAACUUGAUCAGUGUGAAAUCCUGGGCAGUGAAGAUGCUGCGACUGGCUAUUGCAAGAGCUUUGCUGUAGCACACUGGAGUACACCUGACGACAAGAAAGUGCAACGUGUGUCCUGUCGUAUAUUUAAUCCUGAGGGAACUGAUGCUGAACAACAUUCACAUGAUGAUGGCCACCAUGAACAUGGUCACGGUGAUAAGAAGGGUCACCAUGGAAAGAAAGAAGACAAACAUGGAAAGAAAGAAGACAAACAUGGAAAGAAAGAAGACAAACAUGGAAAGAAGCAUGGGGAUUCUGAGCAUGCACAUGGUCACAAACAUGGUCACAAGCAUAAGCAUGGGCAGAAGAGCAGUGAAAGCCAUGAAGACCAUUCACGCAAUCGUACAAGCUCACACAGUCAUAAUAACAAGCCAAAAUUAGUUAGACCUGAUCCAAAUGCUCACACGCCAACUGGUAGCAUUUCAUAUGUAACCAGUGAAGAUGACUUCCCUGUCCCUGUAAAUCCUUCCAAUUCUGAACACUGCCCUGGACAAAUAAAGCAGUAUUCUCCUCCUGCAGUACCAGAAGCAGUACCAGAAGCAGUACCAGAUGCAGUACCAGAUGCUCUACCAAAACCAACCCUUAUUCCUAAAUAACCCGUUUUACAUACUGCUUGUUGUUGUUCACAAUAAAAAUAAAUAAGAUAUUAAAACAAA